CCAGAGGGCCUGGGGUGGUUGAUCGAGGAGGCGGCGCUCAGUCAAGGCGGGGGGGGGGAGAUGGCGCGAGGAGCACCGAGUUCAUCCGUUGGCGGCGGUUGCGCGUACUCCUCCCCCCACCCGCUGAGGCGAAGAGGCGGCACCGGAGGGGACUCGGUCACUCGGAGUCUCGGCUCCGCCCCCGGGCUGCUAUAAGGAGGAGCCACCUCCGCCCUGAUUGGCUGCAGUAGCCCCUCCCCGCCUGACUAGGCACGUGAGUUAUCCGGGCAAGGCGGGAGCCUCGAUCCCGCUGCCAGGGCGGCUGAGGCGCGCGGGCUCCGGCUGCUCUAAGGAUUUUAAGUAAUGGCCCCUGGAAACAAAUUCAAGAGCUCUGAACUGAUAUUACUGUGUGAAUGGGAAGAAUGCCUUUUUGUAGGAAAAUGUAUGGAGGAAUUUUGUGACCACAUUGCAGAACACUUGAAAGAGUAUCAACAACAUCCUCUGGAAAGAACAGAGCAGUACCAUUGUUGGUGGAGAAAUUGUGAAUUUUUGGCUACAGGUCCCAGGGAGCUGGUAACCCAUGUAAAUUUUCAUAGUUACCACACCAAGUUGAAAUUCUUAGGCUCUCAGUUAAGGGCAUCACACCAAGAUUGGCCAGCAUGUUCCCAGAACAGCUAUAACCAGAAUCAGAUACCAAGGAUUUCAGAGAUGUAUGUUUGCCAAUGGGAGAAUUGUGAUGUUACCUACAACAACCCAGAAUGGUUUUAUCGGCAUGUUGCCAUGCAUGCAUACUCUACUGAGAAAGAAAACAUCUCAAGUAACAAGAAAGCUAUUUGUUGUUGUCUCUGGAAAGAUUGUUCAGGAACAUUUAAAGGAAAGCACAAGCUAUGGGAUCACUUAAGAACCCACACUCAAGAAAGAGUGGUGGCCUGUCCCUCUUGUGGAGCGAUGUUCUCCAAUAAUACCAAGUUUUUUGAUCAUGCCAAGCGACAGGUUUCAGAGGAUCAACAGGUAUUUGUUUGUCAGAAUUGUGACAAACACUUUGCCAAUGAGAGGUUACUACGAGACCAUAUGAGAGGCCAUGUUACCCAUGUUACAUGUCCAUUUUGUGAUAUGGUAUGUACAAGUGUCUCCUCUCUGAAAGCGCACAUCAGAUUCCGACACUGUGAUGAACGCCCUUUCCACUGUGAUCUCUGUGAGAGUAGUUUUAAGAAUGCUUAUGAUCUUCAUAAACAUGUUGAAACACACAAUGAUUCAAAUGCCUACAGCUGUGAUGUAGAAGGAUGUGUUUUUACUUCACGGACUUUACAGAUCUUGAGACAGCAUUACAAGAGAGCACAUAUGAAUAAUGGCAAUCUAAAAUAUAAAUGUCACAUCUGUCAGAAAUGUUAUUCCUGGUGUUACACAUUGACUCUGCAUCUUCGCAAGGCGCACAAACUCAGCUGUCAUUCUCGCUUCAGGUUCAUGUUUCGAGUUGCACAAAGCAGUUAG
Trachemys scripta elegans is the source of this 1470-nucleotide messenger RNA. RefSeq names its product histone H4 transcription factor-like. The transcript has 10 exons. Gene Ontology annotation, molecular function: DNA-binding transcription factor activity, RNA polymerase II-specific; RNA polymerase II cis-regulatory region sequence-specific DNA binding. NCBI's taxonomy places the organism in Eukaryota, Metazoa, Chordata, Testudines, Emydidae. The record is from RefSeq and is a predicted model, not a curated record. Bases 343 to 1470 code for a protein of 375 amino acids. Gene Ontology annotation, biological process: regulation of transcription by RNA polymerase II; anatomical structure development.